AUGGGUUUGGAGGGAAACAAACAGACGACCUUGAGCAAUGAUCAGAAGAACACUACAGAAAAGAAAUCAAACCCUAAACUAACGUUACUACCUCUAAUCGCCCUAAUUUUCUACGAAGUUUCCGGGGGUCCAUUUGGUGUAGAAGAUUCAGUCAAUCCGGAGGCGAGCUCUACUUUCAUUACUAGGGUUCUUAAUUUUCCCCAUUUUCUGGAGCAUCCCAGAAGCAUUAAUCACAGCCGAACUCGCUACAAGCUUCCCGGAAAACGGCGGUUAUGUCAUCUGGAUAUCAUCGGCGUUCGGCCCUUUUUGGGAGGUCUUCAUAUCGUCGGAUUUUCUGCUGUUCUUCUUGCUUCUUUCUCUCUCCUUCCAUUUGCAGUCAUGGGUAUUCUUUCAAUCCCCAAAAUCCGGCCUAAAAGAUGGGUAACUUUGGAUUUCAAGAAGGUUCAAUGGAGGGGUUACUUCAAUAGCAUGUUUUGGAACUUGAAUUAUUGGGAUAAAGCAAGUACAUUAGCUGGUGAAGUUGAAGAUCCAAGUAGGACGUUUCCGAAAGCUCUUUAUGGUGCAGUUAUUGUGGUGGUUUGUUCUUAUCUGAUUCCACUUUUGGCGGGAACUGGGUCAUUGGAAUCGGAUUCCAGUGAAUGGAGUGAUGGGUAUUUUGCUGAAGUUGGGUUUUUGAUUGGAGGUUCUUGGCUAAAAUGGUGGAUUCAAGCUGCUGCUGCUAUGUCGAAUUUGGGGUUGUUUGAAGCUGAAAUGAGUAGUGAUGCUUUUCAACUUCUUGGCAUGAGUGAAAUCGGAAUGCUUCCUUCUAUAUUUGCUUCCAGGUCAAAAUACGGGACACCAACAAUCAGCAUAUUAUGCUCAGCAACGGGUGUCAUCUUUCUAUCAUGGAUGAGUUUUCAAGAAAUCUUGGAAUUUCUCAACUUUUUAUACGCAAUUGGAAUGCUAUUCGAAUUCGCAGCUUUUAUAAAACUAAGAUUAAAGAAACCGGAUCUUCAUAGACCUUAUAAAGUUCCUUUAAAAACAUUUGGUGCAACAAUGUUGUGUGUACCUCCUGCUACUUUACUUGUACUCGUGAUGUGUUUGGCUUCCUUAAGAACGUUCUUGGUGACCGGUGGUGUUAUUGUUCUAGGGUUUUUCUUGUACCCUUUUAUCAUUCAUGCGAAAAAUAAAAAUUGGGCCCACUUUGUUUCCAUUGAUGAUAUAAAAUUAAAUGAUUGUGAUGUUGAAGAUGAUGAAAACGUAAUGCGCCACAUGGCGGAUGAAGCCGGGGUCCGUUUACUAUCGGAUUCUUCUUCAUCUUCUAGUAUGGAAAAAGUAUCUGAAAUACAGAAGGAGAACCUCGGAGCAACAAUUCAAUUGCUGAAAUCAGCAAGCGCGAUUCAAUUCAGGUAUUCAAGAAUAAAUGGGCGCGAAUCACUUGCAAAGAACAACUUCCUCAAAUUCUUGAUCCUAACAAUCGGUAGAGAAAAUCUCCCUCUUCACAACCGAUUAAUCACUUCAAUCGUAAAAAACGCCACUCUAUCCAAAACCCCACCACCAACAUUCAAAAAGUUCACAAAAUCCCUCAAUGUGAAGAUUGCGAGGGGACAAAGGAACAGUCUGCAGUCAUAUGUUUCUUCGUCCCCUCGCAAGAGCCGGUCCCCACGGGACCGGAAGUUAAAAGACCGUUUUAGCCCUCUCGGGCCAAACGGUAAAUCCGAUUUCCACCAAAGUCCAACCGAACUUCAUUCUCUCGGUAGCCGACCGCCAAUUGAAGUUUUAUCGGUUGAAGACGGCGAAGAGGUUGUUUCCGGGAGCCCAGGGAUUCAGAGCAGAAGCCCGGUCACAGCUCCUCUCGGUAUUUCAUUAAGCAAAACCCGAAAGAGCUUGUACCGGGCUUCUGUCCAUGGGCCCGCAAACGCUUCGCGGGCCCAUAUGUGUCAGAACAAUUUUGAAUUGCCCGAUAGUCGAUACUUGAGGGGGUGUUUGCGACAAAAGUUGGAAGUUGAGGGGAUAAGUGUUUCGGAAGAUUGUGCAAAUUUGUUAAAUGUUGGUUUGGAUGCUUAUUUGAAAAGAUUGAUCGAGCCUUGUAUCAGUCAAGCCCGGUCAAGGCUCGGUCAAAGUCAAAGUCAAAGUCAAACUGCCUCUGUUUUAAAUGGGCCGAGGGUAGUUUCGUCUGUUUUGGAUCUUAGUGUUGCGAUGGAGUGUGAUCCACGUAGACUUGGAGUUGACUGGUCAACGCAAAUGGAGAAAUUACGGUUAAGUACUUUUGAAGAAUAA
Lactuca virosa is the source of this 2259-nucleotide messenger RNA. The record is from the annotation of a GenBank genome assembly. Lineage: Eukaryota; Viridiplantae; Streptophyta; Magnoliopsida; Asterales; Asteraceae.